This is a messenger RNA of Zophobas morio, 2658 nucleotides long. It is a transcript of the gene Prp40, whose product is annotated as pre-mRNA-processing factor 40 homolog A. Gene Ontology annotation, molecular function: protein binding; RNA binding. The record is from RefSeq and is a predicted model, not a curated record. Bases 194 to 2461 code for a protein of 755 amino acids. Gene Ontology annotation, biological process: mRNA cis splicing, via spliceosome. Gene Ontology annotation, cellular component: U1 snRNP; U2-type prespliceosome. Lineage: Eukaryota; Metazoa; Arthropoda; Insecta; Coleoptera; Tenebrionidae. The transcript is spliced from 10 exons.
CCAACUCUGCCAACCUAACCCCUGGUAAAACCCCAUACAUACCGCAAACAAACUAAUCGACGCGUCGGAAUUUCCACAUUUCCACAAGAUCCAACCUCUAAAUUAAGAAUGUAAACAUCAAAAUCGGUUCUUCGCUUCACAAAUAGCAUCAGACUGUCCCACCUGCACCGACCGAACAAAAACCGGCACCCAAAUGGACCCCAACGUGCCGCCACCGACUUUUCCUCCCCCAGGCAUGGGCACUCCACCCUUGAUGCCCCCGGUACAGAUGCCCCCGAUGGCCGGAUUUCAGCCCCUUAUUCCCCCGUUCAGUGUACCGCCGCCAGGCUUCGGCGGCUUUCCUCCACCUCCGAACCCAGCAGAGCAGUGGACAGAGCACAAGGCACCUGAUGGAAGGACUUACUAUUAUAAUUCUAUUACCAAACAGAGUUCAUGGCAGAAACCAGAUCAGCUAAAAUCUCCCUCAGAGCUGCUAUUGUCACAGUGUCCAUGGAAGGAGUAUGUGGCUGACAAUGGGAAGAUUUAUUAUCAUAACGUGAAUACAAAGGAGUCGAGGUGGAUCAUGCCCCCAGAGUUGGAGGAGAUCAAGAAGAAAAUCGCUGCUGAAGAUAAUAAGAGCGUUUCUGUAUCAGCUACAGCCACUCCCACAGAAGUUGCAAGCCCUGCCCCGCUGUCAGUGGGAUUGGUUGCUUCCAACUCAAAUUCACCAAAUGUGGCCGCGGCGGCGAGUCCUGGGAACAAGAGUGCCCUUGAAUCUUCUAUGGCGGCUACCUUAGCAGCCAUUAGUCUUCCAAACCCAACUAAAACUGAUGAAGAUAUAAUACCCGCAAUUCCUAGUGAAACGCCUAAAGAGCCUCCAAAGCCCGCCCCCGAGCCAGUAAAAGUGUUCAAAGACAAAAAAGAAGCAAUGGAGGCCUUCAAAGAACUACUCAAAAGCAAAAACGUCCCAUCAAACGCUACAUGGGAACAGUGCGUCAAAAUAAUUUCCAACGAUCCGCGUUACGAAACGUUCAAAAAACUAAAUGAGAAGAAGCAAGUCUUCAACGCGUACAAAACGCAAAAACAGAAAGACGAAAAAGAAGAAAACCGGUUGAAGGCGAAGAAAUCAAAAGAACAGCUCGAGGAGUUUCUGCUCAACUGUGAUAAAAUUGCGUCGACGACGAAGUAUUACAAGUGCGAUGAGAUGUUCGCACAUAUGGAGAUCUGGACGAGUGUCAACGAUUCCGACCGGCGCGAUAUUUACGAAGAUGUUGUCUUCACGUUGGCGAAACGUGAGAAGGAAGAAGCCAAAGUAUUGAAAAAGCGCAACAUGAAGAAACUGGCCGAGGUUUUAGAUAGUAUGACCAAAAUUAACUACGACACGACGUGGAGCGAAGCACAGGUUCUUCUAUUGGCGAACACGGCGUUCAAGAACGACGUUAAUCUUCUCGCGAUGGAUAAAGAAGAUGCUCUCAUUGUUUUUGAAGAACACAUUCGUGUUCUUGAGAAGGAGCAGGUUGAGGAAAAAGAGAGGGAGAAGAAGAGGAUGAAAAGACAGUGUCGGAAAAACAGGGAUCAGUUUUUGGCUUUGUUGGAUCAUCUGCAUGAAGAGGGGAAAUUGACGAGUAUGUCGUUGUGGGUGGAGUUGUAUCCCAUUAUUUCUGCUGACAUUAGAUUUUCUGCUAUGUUGGGACAACAUGGAUCUACGCCUUUAGAUUUAUUCAAAUUUUACGUGGAAGAUUUGAAGGCGAGGUUCCACGAUGAGAAGAAAAUUAUCAAGGAAAUUUUGAAAGAGAAAGAGUUUGAUGUUAAAGUGGAUACAACUUUUGAUCAGUUUGCAACUGUGAUUUGUGAGGAUAAGAAGAGUGCAACGUUAGAUGCGGGGAAUGUUAAGCUUACUUACAAUUCCUUAUUGGAAAAGGCCGAAGCAAGAGAAAAAGAACGCAUAAAAGAAGAAUCUAAACGUUUGAAAAAACUAGAAGCCAACUUUAAGAACCUUUUACGCGAAAUGAACAUCGAUUACGAACUAAGUUGGGACGAAGUUAAACCGAAACUGGAAAGCGAAGAAGAAUUUCAAGCUUUCAAUUCCGAAAGUGAACGAAUCAAAGUGUACAAAGACUUCCAACACGAAAUGGAAGAAUCUUGCAGUCAUCAUCAUUCCCGUUCGAAGAAAUCGAAGAAGAAGAAAAGCAAGAAGUAUAAAUCUUCGAGUAGUGAUUCCGAAAGCGAUAAGAAGAAGAAGCGUCGGUCGAGGAGCGAUUCAGUGAAUUCGGAAGAUAGCGAAGAGGAGUACAGGAAGAAGAAAUCGAAAAAGAAGCACAAGAGAAAGAGCCCUUCUAGAACUCCAUCAGAGGACAAACAUGUUAGUCGUAGACCAUCAGAACCAGACGCGAUUGGCAAGAGUGGUGAAAUGAGUGAGUCUGAAUUAGAGAAACAGAGGGCGCUUUUGUUAGCCCAAUUGAAAGAACCUGAAAGUGAAUAGGUUUAAAAAACGGGGUGGGGGUUAAGUAAGACGCCAUCUUGUAUAGAUUUACUGUAUUUUUUCAUACAUUACAAUCUUAAAUUACAUAAAAUAAAAUAGACAAAUUUAUGUUACAAAAAUGCCUUUUUCUUCUUGUAAAAAUUCAUGUAAAAUUGAUAAAAACGAAACACAUUAAAUGGCACUUAAAGUAAACUAAA